Messenger RNA from Cynara cardunculus var. scolymus (artichoke), 1470 nucleotides. RefSeq names its product 2-methyl-6-phytyl-1,4-hydroquinone methyltransferase, chloroplastic-like. Gene Ontology annotation, biological process: methylation. Gene Ontology annotation, molecular function: 2-methyl-6-phytyl-1,4-benzoquinone methyltransferase activity. The record is from RefSeq and is a predicted model, not a curated record. The transcript is spliced from 4 exons. NCBI's taxonomy places the organism in Eukaryota, Viridiplantae, Streptophyta, Magnoliopsida, Asterales, Asteraceae. The coding region runs from base 285 to 1316 and encodes 343 amino acids.
GAUAUUUGUAAUCUAGCCAUAGCCUCGAUAACAGUUCUACGGCUGUGUAGUGUGUACCUGUGGUGUGUGGUCUCUCCAACACCUACCAUCCCAACGUCACACUUUCUUCGCCACAAAUUUGUGAUUUGAUUCAUCAAUGUGCUUAUCAACUUAUCAAUUUGCUUCCGAUCGUUCAUCAUCAAUUGUGAUUUGAGUCAAUUGGGUUUUGCUGAACUCUUGAAUUGAUAAGUUCAAACUAAGGAUUGCGAGUUUUCUGCAUCUGGUUUAUUGCUUAUUGGACAAUAAUGGCUUCUUCAAUGCUGUAUGGAGCUGAAAAUCUUGCAAUUGUAAGAGGAAGAAUAGCCCCAAAUGGAUUAGGGUUUAAUGGGUCAGAAUUACAUGGAAGAAAGAGUCUUCCCAAAAUCAAUUUGGUUUUUGGGAAUUCCAAUUUGAGAAGUAGAACCCUAGUUUUACCCAAAUGCAGUGUUUCUGUUCCAAGGCCAGCUUCACAGCCUAGAUUCAUCCAACACAAAAAAGAGGCAUUUUGGUUCUAUAGGUUUUUGUCAAUUGUGUAUGAUCAUGUGAUAAACCCUGGUCAUUGGACCGAAGAUAUGAGAGACGAAGCAUUAGAACCGGCUGAUCUCCAUAGCCGGAAUAUGAUUGUGGUGGAUGUUGGUGGAGGUACAGGGUUCACAACUUUGGGUAUUGUGAAAAAUGUUGAUGCUAAGAAUGUUACCAUUUUGGAUCAAUCACCCCACCAGCUUGCGAAAGCGAAGCAAAAGGAGCCGUUGAAGGAAUGCAAGAUCAUUGAAGGAGAUGCUGAGGAUCUUCCAUUCAAAACCGACUAUGCCGAUAGAUAUGUAUCUGCCGGAAGCAUCGAGUACUGGCCGGACCCACAACGAGGCAUCAAAGAAGCAUACAGGGUUCUAAAGAUAGGAGGAAAGGCAUGUCUAAUUGGCCCUGUCUAUCCCACGUAUUGGUUAUCUCGUUUCUUUGCAGACAUGUGGAUGCUCUUUCCAAAAGAGGAAGAGUACAUCGAGUGGUUCGAAAAAGCUGGAUUCAAAGAUGUCAAAAUCAAGAGGAUCGGCCCAAAAUGGUAUCGUGGGGUGCGUCGCCAUGGUUUGAUCAUGGGGUGCUCUGUUACUGGAGUCAAACCCGCAUCAGGGGAUUCACCGUUGGAGCUCGGCCCCAAAGUAGAGGACAUCGAGAAGCCCGUGAACCCAUUCGUGUUUCUGGCCCGCUUUCUUCUGGGAGCCAUGGCUGGAGUCUACUAUGUGCUGGUCCCUGUUUACAUGUGGCUCAAGGACCAAAUUGUCCCAAAAGGUCAACCAAUCUGAGAGAUGGCUAGUUGCUUUCUGGUUUGUAUCCUCAUGAUUUUCUGGUUUUCAAUUUUAACUUCAAAACUGUGGUUUGUGAAUGUCUCUUAGAAUUCAAGCACUCUGUUUUCUCUUUGAAGUAUUUGACCAUUAAGCUUUACAAUUUUGUGCAAAA